Molecule: messenger RNA, 774 nt
Organism: Coprinopsis cinerea okayama7#130
Lineage: Eukaryota; Fungi; Basidiomycota; Agaricomycetes; Agaricales; Psathyrellaceae
Exons: 3
Coding region: 1-774 (257 amino acids)
Source: RefSeq, a predicted model, not a curated record
AUGUCCACAACCGCUUCAGAGCCCCUGGUCCUCCCGCUACCACCCCUCGACAAACACUGCUCCUACAACCCGUGUCCCACGUUCGGCGAAAGCGACGGCGAGGCAAAGCACCGAUGCUCUCUCUGCAAGGGCGUGUCGUACUGCGGACAAAGAUGUCAGAAACUAGACUGGAAAGAGAACCACAGAUGGAACUGUUCCCCACUAGCUAUCGACAACGACAAAGCUUUCCUCGAACCCGAUCCUGAAGAGCUGGAAGAGCUCACUCGAGUAAUCAUGCACUGGAAAGAAGCUUACGACAAGCUCCCAGACGCCGAAAAGCAAAAGCAGAACAAAGGAUGGAAAGCGAGCUCGAUGCCCGAGUCAAAGGGACUACUGGACCUCCAAAUUGCCUCAGGCGCCUCCUACUCCCGCCUCCCAAAAAACCACACAAAAUACCCUUUCAGGCUCCCCAUCAUCCUCAUCACCCGACGCUUCCUGUCCUCCAUGUUCCACCCCCCACUCCCUCCAGCCCUGGAACGCAUCCCCGACAUGCUUUGCAGGAUGGGCAGAGAGAUCGUCGCUCCUAAUUACUAUCCUAGAAUGCACGGGCCAAAAAUCAUCCGCAAGCCUGCUGAUUUAUCGUCAGGGGAGUAUGGGACAAUCCUGGACUGGAUGCCGGUCGCGCUGCUUGAACAUGGUAUAAAAGGCGAGGUGAAGGAAUGGGGUGACAGGUGGAUUGCCCUGGCUACAGCGGAGAAAUUGCUUUGGACUGAUGAUGGUGUCGCGACACUUUAG